UGCUUUAAUCUGGUCAAAGUAGUCUACUUCCAGUACCAAGUCCGCCAAAAGUCUGAUCCCAGUAUCCCAACACGUUUUAACGUCAACAAAACCUUCAAGAUGGCAACUCCAUCAACCACACAUCCUGAAUCGACACCAUCCCACGACAACGAGUCAAGAGCUUCGACUAUUGCUGAGCCAUCACUAAACAACAAUGAUAUCAAGACCGAGAAGAACGUCUCAGAGAAGCUCGAGGAUGGAGGAAAGCCCGUAGAUGACACAGAGUAUCCGACAGGACUCAAGUUCGCCUGCAUCAUGUCGUCUGCCUUCAUGUGCAUGUUUUUGACUUCCUUGGAUCGCAUGAUUAUCACAACAGCCAUCCCCCAAAUCACCGACGAGUUCCACUCCGUCACUGACAUAGGCUGGUACGGAUCGGCAUAUCUCCUUACCCAGUGCGCUUCACAACUCCUCUUCGGCAAACUCUACACGUUCUUCAGCGUCAAGGGCACGUUCCUUACUUCCCUUUUCCUCUUCGAAGUUGGAUCCGCAAUCUGUGGCGCGGCUCCAAAUUCAGUGUCAUUCAUCAUUGGGAGAGCCAUUGCUGGACUUGGUGCGGCUGGUAUCCUCAGCGGCGUAGUUGUCAUCAUCGUGCAUGCCGUCCCGCUUCGCAAACGUCCCACAUACCAAGGAUUCUUCGGUGCCAUCUUCGGCGUCUCUUCCGUGGUCGGACCACUGCUUGGAGGCGUCUUCACCUCAAAAGUCACCUGGAGAUGGUGCUUCUAUAUCAACCUCCCCUUGGGAGGCUUGGCAGGCAUCAUCAUCUUCUUGAUCCUUGCCAUUCCUGACAGAGAUACCACAAAGCUUGAUUUGAAGUCCAAGCUGGCGCAGCUUGACUUUUUUGGUACCGCUCUGCUUAUCCCUGGAUCAGUGUCUCUCAUUCUGGCCAUGGAAUGGGGUGGCUCGACGUAUGCUUGGAAUAAUUGGAGAAUCAUUCUUCUGUUGGUGCUCGCAGUUAUUCUUCUCGCCGGGUUUGCCCUGGUCCAGAUCUUCAUGCCCAAGACAGCCACGCUCCCUGGCAGAAUCUUUACGCAGCGCAGUAUCCUAGCAGGUGUCUACGCUACCAUCUGCAAUGGAUCGCAACUGAUGAUAUUCUCCUACUAUCUACCGAUCUGGUUCCAGGCUAUCAAAGGCGUCUCAGCUGUCGAGUCCGGAAUCCGUCUCCUACCCCUCAUGCUCUCAAUGGUAGUCGCCACGCUCAUGACGGGCGCCCUUGUUCGUCGCAUCGGCUACUACACACCAUUCAUGAUCGGAGGUAUCUGCCUAAUGGCUGUCGGUGCUGGGUUGAUUUACACAUUCGAGGUCAACACUGACAGCAGCAAAUGGAUUGGAUACCAAAUCAUCUACGGAUUCGGAUUGGGCCUGUCAACACAAGCACCAAACCUAGCAGCCCAGACAGUCUUGCCGAAGAAGGAUGUGCCGGUGGGAAUCUCCCUCAUGUUCUUCGGCCAGCUCAUUGGCGGAGCCAUCUUCCUGGCUGUUGCUCAGAACAUCCUCAAUACCCAGCUGCUUGAGCGACUCUCUUCAGUUCCCGGGCUUGAUGCCCAGAAGAUUUUGGACAACGGUGUUACCUCCCUAACAAACCUCCCCGCCGCCAUCAAGGAUACAGCUCUGAUUGCUUACAAUGAGGCGAUCAGACAUGUAUUUCUGGUUGGCCUGGUCCUCGUGUGUCUCGCCAUCUUUGGUGCUUUGGCUUUGGAGUGGAGGAGCGUUAGGCAACCUGAAAACAACAAGGGCAGCAGCAAAGCAUAG
Messenger RNA from Colletotrichum paranaense, 1788 nucleotides. RefSeq lists its product as uncharacterized. The transcript has 5 exons. Gene Ontology annotation, cellular component: plasma membrane. The annotation marks the transcript as partial. Gene Ontology annotation, molecular function: transmembrane transporter activity. Lineage: Eukaryota; Fungi; Ascomycota; Sordariomycetes; Glomerellales; Glomerellaceae. Gene Ontology annotation, biological process: transmembrane transport. The record is from RefSeq and is a predicted model, not a curated record.